UUUGAAAUUCACCAAUCGAAAGAAUGUUAUCGAUUGUCUAACAAAGUACUUUCGAUUCUGUUAAGUGUGUUGUAACUGAUAGUAGGAAAGAGAGAGGUUGUAUGCCUUGUAAUUUAAAUUUAGCUCCUUUUGACAACAAUUAAUCGAGCUACAAAUGCCAAAUCGCGCGUUUAACAUAAUGUCAACGAUUAAAUUUAGCAUGCACUGCGUGACAAUGGCCGGUGAGGUUCUGAUAACGAGCAAAGCAAAUGCAAAAAAGAAGCAUGGCUUAAAAUGUUCAAAGUUCGAUCAAUCCGAGGACUCUGAUCCUGGUAACAAUCUAUUGCGUCAUAUGUGCGAGCAAUGCGGAUAUAGAACUCGCAUAUCUGGAAAUUUAAAGGUGCACAAGCGCCGUCAUACUGGCGAGAAACCCUUCUGUUGUAACAUAUGCAAUGCAUCAUUCGUGGCACGAUACCAAUUAACCACACACAAUGAGCGUCAUAUGGACACAGAUCAACGACGCAGUCGCUACAUGUGCAGGGAGUGCAAUGUAGGAUUCCUUAGUGCACGCGCGCUUUAUCACCAUAGGCCGCUUCAUGCUCAGGUGAAGCAGUAUAAAUGUAGCGUAUGUGAGAAGUCCUACGCGCAGGCAGCAGGAUAUGCGCAGCACAAGCGCUGGCAUCGCCAACGCAACGAGCGAGCAACGGCCACAACCAAUCUGAAAGUAUCUGACACAAUCGAGACGAUUUUAAAUUAGCCCGCGUAGCCAUUUAUCAACACUAUAUCAUUUCGAUAGCAUUGCUAUUGUUAUGGAAAUCGUGCUAUCGAUGCAUUGUUUUGGUAGUUGUGUGGGCGAGUAUCAAUUUGUUUAUUUUUGUUUUCAUGGCAAAUGUUGAAAUAAACAAAUUCGCAGCAUGUUAAA
This is a messenger RNA of Drosophila mojavensis, 901 nucleotides long. RefSeq names its product zinc finger protein 708. Gene Ontology annotation, biological process: regulation of transcription by RNA polymerase II. Gene Ontology annotation, molecular function: DNA-binding transcription factor activity, RNA polymerase II-specific; RNA polymerase II transcription regulatory region sequence-specific DNA binding. Gene Ontology annotation, cellular component: nucleus. NCBI's taxonomy places the organism in Eukaryota, Metazoa, Arthropoda, Insecta, Diptera, Drosophilidae. The transcript has 2 exons. The record is from RefSeq and is a predicted model, not a curated record. Bases 155 to 736 code for a protein of 193 amino acids.